AUGCAUACGCGCUCUCUGAUAUGGCAAGAUACACUGGUAUCUUUGUGUUAUGAUCGACCGCCGGGAAUAACUGUCCUUGAAACCGUUCCAUUCCUGCCACCAGCAAUACCUGGGGACGAUCACCUAUAUACGUUUUCCGACAGCUGCCAUUAUCUUUUUAUGACUGCAAACAAGAUUGUGCAAGCUCUUGAUUAUGCCAAAUCUUCACAGCAACUAUUGCCUCCAGAGACAAUCCUUGAUUACCGAAGGGCUCUCAAUGCCAUUGAAUCUCGGUCUGUCCCUCAUGUACAAGAUAUCUCGAAGUGCCAAAGCAGAGACGACUGUAUUCAACACUACUUUUUCCGUACAUUUUCAGACUCCGUCAUGCUGUGCUUGUGCCGGCCUGCCGUUCUUGCACUUGACGGUCAACGUCAGGAUGAGCUCACCGAUAUCUAUCUGAGCCGUUGCCGCUCUGUUUUGCAAACGUACUUGGAGUUGUUGAAGUUGCAGUGUCCGAUACGAAAGUCUUGGCUGUUCGUUCACAUUACAUUGAGCUGCGCUCUUAUAUUCGGGAUGGCUACAAAACGCCAGAGUAACCCUCGAGACGAAGUUUUUCUGAUACAAUUUUUCAACACGUUAUCGCAAACAUCCAUUUGUACUGGCGUACCGGCUUAUCAAACAGCAUUUGAUCGUCUCAAAAAGCUCUUGGAUGGUUGCGAGUGA
Molecule: messenger RNA, 702 nt
Organism: Penicillium lagena
Lineage: Eukaryota; Fungi; Ascomycota; Eurotiomycetes; Eurotiales; Aspergillaceae
Product: fungal specific transcription factor domain-containing protein
Exons: 2
Coding region: 1-702 (233 amino acids)
Molecular function (GO): carboxy-lyase activity
Source: RefSeq, a predicted model, not a curated record